Molecule: messenger RNA, 831 nt
Organism: Rhodamnia argentea
Lineage: Eukaryota; Viridiplantae; Streptophyta; Magnoliopsida; Myrtales; Myrtaceae
Product: calmodulin-like protein 11
Exons: 3
Coding region: 59-607 (182 amino acids)
Molecular function (GO): enzyme regulator activity; calcium ion binding
Source: RefSeq, a predicted model, not a curated record
UCUCUUCUCUCUCUCUCUCUUUGAAGAUCGACACGUAUUGUGUGUUCAGACCAGAAACAUGAGUAUGGUGGGAGAACUGACCAAGGAACAGAUCCUUGAGUUCAGAGAAGCUUUCUGUCUAUUUGACGAGGGUGGUGAUGGUGAGUUUUACCAUUGUCGUGCACAUUUUCCAUGUCUUAUGGUUUUGCAACUUCUUUCAUUCAUCAACCGCCCUUAUGGAUUUGCAGCUUGCAUUACGUCGGAAGAAUUCGCAGCGAUUAUCCAGUCGUUAGACCGUACCCCGUCUGAGAACGAGCUGCAGGACAUGAUCGGGGCCGGCACCGCCGAAGGCAAUGGGGCGAUCGAGUUCGUGAAGUUCUUGGAGUUGAAGGCUAAUAACACCAAGGAUGCUACUGAUGUCGAGGAGGAGCUCAAGGAGGCUUUCAAGGUCUUUGACAAGGAUCAGAAUGGUUACAUAUCUCCUAGUGAGUUGAGGCAUGUGAUGAUCAACUUGGGGGAGAAGCUGACAGAGGAAGAAGUGCAGCAGAUGAUAAGUGAGGCAGACUUAGAUGGUGAUGGUCAAGUUGAUUUUGAAGAAUUUGUGAAGUUGAUGAGCACCCUUGGAUGAGUUUUUAAAAUCCUUGGAUCCAAAAGUACAAUUUGCAAAAAAAAAAAACAAAAUCAUCAUUACCUUCUAUAAAUCGCAUUUGCCCUUUUGGCUCACUUUAAUUGGUGUACCUAUGAUAGAAGUAUAACUUUCUUCUUUCAUUCAUCUUGCUGAUCUAAUGUAAAUUUAUGGAGAUUUUUCUCCCCUUUCUUCUGUUCUUCUAUAACGAUUGUCAGUGAAUGUCA